Molecule: messenger RNA, 229 nt
Organism: Oppiella nova
Lineage: Eukaryota; Metazoa; Arthropoda; Arachnida; Sarcoptiformes; Oppiidae
Source: the annotation of a GenBank genome assembly
UCUAGUAUUUAUGAGCACCGCCUCACUACUCCUUUUGACAUACACUCAACGCUUAAGCAUAUACUCGAAGGAGAUUCCAUACAACAGGAGCUGUGAAAGUAUACACGUAUCAGAGCACUGGUGUGUCUGUCAUAUAAGUCGACGCAUACAUGACUUACACAGCGUUAGACCUAUGGCUGAGUUUGUGGUCACAAAACUCAAUGACUUACUGCACGACAAGUAUAGCAAU